AUGGGUUCUCUAGCAUUAGAUAAGGUCUUUUUCCUUGCUUUCUUGCUCCCAAUUUACAUAUCUUUCUCUACCACCAUUGUUGCUUCUGCUUCUGCUUCUACUGAAGAAGCUAAUGCUCUCCUCAAAUGGAAAGUUACCCUUCAAAAUAGCUCUCGGCUAUCUUCAUGGACACUUUCUCCUAAUGACACCUCCAAUUCUUCUAUCCCUCCAAAGCCCAGUGCAAGCCAUUGCACUUGGUUUGGAGUUUCAUGCAAUGACCAUGGAAGCGUCAUUAGAUUGAACCUCACAACUUCAGGUCUAAAUGGUACGCUCUACGACUUCCCAUUCUCGUCUCUCCCUAAUCUUGCAUAUCUCGAAAUCAGUCNAAGUCUGAAUGAACUCUUCGGUCUAAUCCCACCUCAAAUAGGUCAGCUCUCCCAACUCAUUUAUCUUGAUUUCUCUGUCAAUCAACUUUCCGGAAUAAUACCACCAGAGAUUGGCCUGCUAAAAAAUCUUCAGACCCUCCAUUUGGUUGAAAAUUCUUUAAAUGGCUCGAUACCUCAAGAAAUUGGCCAGCUAAAAUCACUGACUGAACUUGCUCUGUAUACCAACAAUCUCAAUGGUAACAUUCCUGCGUCCAUUGGAAGUUUAAGCGAGUUAGCUUACUUGUAUCUAUAUCAAAAUAACCUUUCUGGUUCCAUUCCUCCAGAGAUGGGAAAUCUUUUCAAUCUUGUUGAACUCGAUAUAGACUCCAAUUACCUAACAGGUCCCAUCCCAUCCAAUUUUGGAAACUUAAAUAAGCUAACUAUGCUACAUUUGUUCCAUAAUGCACUUUCUGGUUCGAUUCCCCCAGAGAUUGGGAAGUUGAAAUCGCUUUAUAGUCUAAGCCUUCAUACAAAUAACCUUUCUGGCUCAAUCCCUUCAUCAUUUG
Molecule: messenger RNA, 910 nt
Organism: Ilex paraguariensis (yerba mate)
Lineage: Eukaryota; Viridiplantae; Streptophyta; Magnoliopsida; Aquifoliales; Aquifoliaceae
Source: the annotation of a GenBank genome assembly